UCGCAAAGGAAAGUGCCUUGUUUGCAAGGUGUGAAGGUAGGUGGGGGCUGCAGAAGGAAAGUCAGCCCCCUUUGAGGGAUGAAGUCAUGGGACGUGCCAUUUGGGGGGCCCCCGUUGAAAAGGACGGCCCACCUGUAGGCCCCUGGACUCAGAAGAUACAAGAGGAAGCUUGCUCAGCAUCACGCAGGGGCCGCCAGUGAAGCAGGAAACACCGCCGCAACAUGCCCCUCAUUGCCAUGCUAUGUGUGUUGGCUUUAUUCCCACUACAAGCAGGUGCUUUCGAACAGGAGACUUUGACGGUAGUGGAGGGGCAGAAUCUGGACCUGCGUUGUGUCAUGGCUGCACACAAUGGAUCUGUUCUGGAAUGGAGGAACCCUAGAGAGUUUGUGAUUUUUUUCCAGACAUGGCGAGGGAUAAGAGACCAGAGGUACACCAUUACGCAUUAUUCAAAUGAUGCUUUAUCCAUUCGUCUGUCCAAUGUGACAGUCCAUGAUGAAGGAGUCUACACGUGCUUCAGCUACAGUAGCCGAAUCAGAAGAAAGCAAGUUAAAGUCACUGUCUUGGCUGCCCCCUCCAAGGUUAUGUUAGAAGUAUCGCGGGUGAGAGUUGACAACCAAGAAGAAAAUGCUGUUUUGAGGUGCUCUGCCUGGGGGAGUAAGCCCCCUCCUCAGAUCAUGUGGCUCCUGGACAGUGGGGUAGAACUACUUGGUGAUAUGGACAACCAGCUGGAAGCCAAGAAAUUUAAUUCAAUCAGCAUCAUUUCAGUCCAGACAUACACUUGGAGGUCUCCCAUAUCUUGUGUUAUACGCCAUGAAGCUCUGGGAGAAGAAAAAUUAACAGUAACUUUGUACUCCAAAGCCUCAGCUUUGGAAAAAAUAUUAAAUGGGACUGAAGAACAUUCGAAUAUAUCAACACCCUCUCCAAGUGCAGGAGCAGCUACUCUGAGUUCAAAUUCUACCCUCAAUGAUUCAGAACAACAGUUAAAUACAACAGAAGCAAAGUCUAGUGGACAAGCGCCUUCUGCAAGCACUGAAACACCACCUCUGACUUCUAACACAAACAAUGCCCCCCACAAAAGAUUAAAUGUCACCAAAGGACCUUCAGGUGUAAGGACAUCAUCCUCAAGUGCUUCCACGCAGAUCUUGAACUUUCAGACAACGGAUGCAGAAUCCAACAGCACAUGGAAUGCAACGGAAGGAAAUUUUAGUGCACAAACAACACCACUGAGCACUGAUGUGGCAACUCUAAGUUCUCAGAUAACGAACGAAGCAAACCUUACCUAUAAAGAAAUCCUCAAGAAGAACCGGAGCGUUUUGUUCCCCGUCCUUGUGACUGGGCUCCUUUUUGCUUUGCUCAUUAUCGUCCUCCUCCUUGCAAUGAAACUGUGGAAGGCGCACCAAGAGUGGAAGAAAGAAAACGAUAUUUUGGAACAGACACUGGAAAGUAACAGAUCCAAGCCAAAUGAUGAUCAUCUUCAGCAGGAGAAAAACCAACACAGUAUGCAGACUCCAUGUUUAUUCAUUCCUUGGAAAACCAGUAAGAAGUAUGUAAUUCACGGAUCAUGCUCAAGGACAUCAAAAAAUUCAGAAGAGAGUCAAGAUUCUUCUGUAUUUGAGAAACAAGUGCCCUACAUUAAAGAAACUGACUUGUAAUCA
Pogona vitticeps (central bearded dragon) is the source of this 1655-nucleotide messenger RNA. The record is from RefSeq and is a predicted model, not a curated record. NCBI's taxonomy places the organism in Eukaryota, Metazoa, Chordata, Lepidosauria, Squamata, Agamidae.